ACCAAGGGCCACACGAUGUUAUCCAUAUGCGUUUGAUCCAUGUAUUAAUAAUGCAUGCGAAAAUUAUAUUUUGGAUGUUAUUUAUUGUUUAUUAUUCAUUUUCAUUGGAAGUUAAACUUACUAAGAAAAUUGCGUCGCCAACACGUUUGAAACUUACGUGCUUUUGGUCUUAUACCCAAGCGAAUUUAGUAGCAUUCUAUCGCUCUUCCAACGAUAACAAGUUCCAAAACGCCUUGCAAAUAGUGAAGCCUGACCGCGGUUGUGAAGUAAGGACUGCGUUGGAAGCGAAUUGCACUUGUGGGAACGGGACAUAUGUAGAUUGUUACAUCAACGUUAAUCAGGGUUUAGUAGCAGUGGAUCAGUGGAUGUGUUCAGUGCCGGAAAACGGAAGUCUUUAUAGUAGCAAUACAGUGAUUGUCAGAAAAGAUGACUAUGGCGAUGUGCAUACAGACGAACAUUCCAAACAACAUGAUCCAGCGACAGUCGUUAAAUUUGCAGUAGAAACAUUUGAAGGGCUGUCAAAUGUCAGUCUUAAAGAAAACAGUACAGUGAUAUUUCACUGUGUUGGGAACGGCUCACCUACGCUGUUUAUACGAAUCGUUAAAGAUGAACAAAUACUUGAAGAGUGCCGUGACGAUAACGACAUCAGUUCUUCUGGUGAAAUACAUCACGUCAUAUCACCAGUAUCGUCACAACACUCAGGCGAAUAUAAGUGUGUUGCGUAUAACAACCAUGGUGAAAGCGAACGAUUCAUAUACUUGGACAUAUUGUAUCCUGUGAGGAUGUUCCAGAACCAGUUCACUAAAAAUAAAACCAUUAUUCCAUUGCUCGAAGAUUUUGCGUUGACGUUCCACACAAUUGGCAACCCACUUCCUGAUUCUUCCAACUUUACAUGGCUUAAGAACCAGAAUCCCGACACACGUGAAGACAAUAGUACUGUAUUACGAUGGGUGAUCGAAACAAAUGGCGCGGAUUAUAAUGUUUCAAUUAGCAAUAUACAAAAAGGGGAUUAUGGGAUGUACGUGUUUCAAGUCAGCAAUGGUGUCGGUGAACCUUUUAGGAUGGUGUACGUUUUAGAAGAGUUCAUUCCACCAAAUGUGUUGCCUUUGGAUCCUGUGUACAUCUCUGAGGGAGAAAGUGUCAAUACGUCAUGCAAAUACGAACACGGUAACCCGCAGGACACGAACAUACGUCUGAUCAAAGACAAUAUUACCAUCAGCAACGGAACACUAUUUAUUGAAAAGGCAAGCAAACGUGAUCGCGGCAUUUACACGUGUGAAGCUACAAAUACGAUCAGCGAAAGCAAAAUGAACUUCACCGGGAUAGACCGAGAAUUAUUUAACGUUUAUAUUUUAUAUCCGGCGACAGUGCAUAACUUUUGCGUGAAGCAAUUUGAAGGUGUACAAAAUGUAACACUGUCUGAAAACGACGCUGCUACAUUACAUUGUAUCGGAGAAGGUUAUCCAGUGCCCUUGAUGAGAAUCAUGAGAGGAAAUACUCAACUUGUGGAACUCCACGGCAAUGACUCGAAGAACAACACAAUAGAGUUCGUCCAUAACAUGUCCGUCGUUACGUGCGACGACUUUGGCAAUUAUUCAUGUGUGGCCUUAAAUAAAUUCGCUCUUAGCGGGAAAGAGCUACAUUUGAAUGUCAUUUGCCCGGUGCGAAAAAUAAAGAGUGAACCCAAUGACAACCAACGAAACGAAGCGAAUGUACCACUGAACGGAGAAGUGACAUUUCGUUUCCACGCAUCGUCUAAUCCGCUACCGAAACGCUCCGACUUUUCUUGGAGGAAGUGUAUGGAUACAAAAGAAUGUAUUGACAUUGUACCAAACGACAGAGUGAAACUAGAAACGUACGGUGCGAGCUGUAAUCUAACAAUAAAUAACAUUACUGAAGCUGAUUAUGGAAUGUAUAUUUUGCAAGUAAGCAACGGUCUUGAUAAAAUGCAUACAGAGGUGUACCUUCUCAAACGACCGUAUUCAGCUUCGACAAAUGUAACCCUGAUCAUCAUAGUGUCCGCCACUGGUGUCGGUGUUCUCCUGACGAUCGCGUUCGCAGCUUGUUUAAACAAGAUGUGUUGUCGCCGGAGUGCUCGGUCUGCACUCGUGGGUUUUCCAAUGGUAGAUCUCAUUAACACAACUGAUAUUGCAAGAGCAGCUGUCAGAAAUGAACAGACGUUUCCUAAGUAUAGACCAGGAGACAGCAUGGUUUACUAUGAAAUCCGACCACCAGAAGACCCUAUAGUCCUUGCAGACGUGUCAUUUGGAGACGAUGUUCCGGAAUAUCCAACAGCAACGGCGGACCAUGGACGCUAUGAGAGUCUUAUCAGAACAGGACAGGAUGACGUUCUUCAGUACACCAGUUUGACGUCGGGUCCAAAUAACUAGGUGUCAAGAUAUUUGAACAAUUUGUUUGAAACGGUCAAAAAUUCACGUGAUUGUUCCUUACGUAUGUUUGGAUCCGUUAACGAUUACCAAUUCAUAUAAAUAGUUUAUUACUUCAACAAGUAGCUUAUAGCGCAAAUACAAAAAUGAGCAACAUACUGGUGCUACUUCUGUUAAGAACUCAUAUGGAAUGUGCAAUUACUAAUUUAGCAUGUGUAUACUUUGAUUGAUAUAUAAUUUUCAACAACGCAUAAUCAUACAAAUUUAAUUAAUUUAAUUAUAUACGUUACUACCAAUACUAUUAAAACAUGCUGUAUGACAUUUUGCUGUGUAUUGAUGAUAUGCUUUGUAAUGCAUGUAUCUAAUCCCUUGUGGUAUUGUAGUUACAUAGUGACAGUUGUGUUUUAGCUUUAUCUACAGAGCAUUUAUAGCAAGAAUCACUGAAAGUGUACACCAUUAACAAGGGCUGUCACGAUGCGCCGUUAGCGUAUCGUGAUAUAUCAUGAUGCGGCAAUACUGUAUCGCGAUACGUAUCGCGGUAUUUUACAGAAUGUAUAUCUGUGAAGAAAACAGCAGAAUAACAGGUUUUACAACUUUAUUAGACUCAAUAAUCUGAAAACCAUGGUAUAAUGGUACGACUAGAAACUGUAAUAAAUGAGAACAAUCAUUUUCUGACUAUAACCUGUCAAAAGGUGAUCAACACAAUCUAAUAAACUUGAUAGAACUUCAAACGAUUAUUUAAUCAAAGUAUGUUCUGUAUUUAUCCGCUGUGCUCAUAAAAGAAUCAUUUUAAGCGAUUUUUUUAAUGACAUACAUCGCGAUAUACCGAUUUACCGGUGAGUCGUGACAGCCCUACCAUUAACGAUUGUAUACGGUUCGAGUUUGUUUCUCCUGAUGUAUUGCAGAAAACUAAAAACUAAAUUAAACCUUUGACUUAUA
This is a messenger RNA of Dreissena polymorpha, 3326 nucleotides long. RefSeq names its product hemicentin-1-like. Gene Ontology annotation, biological process: cell-cell adhesion. Gene Ontology annotation, cellular component: cell-cell junction. The record is from RefSeq and is a predicted model, not a curated record. Gene Ontology annotation, molecular function: cell adhesion molecule binding. NCBI's taxonomy places the organism in Eukaryota, Metazoa, Mollusca, Bivalvia, Myida, Dreissenidae. Bases 27 to 2390 code for a protein of 787 amino acids. The transcript is spliced from 12 exons.